AUGGGGUCCAAUGAUGAGCAUCUGUCGGAGACGGACGGACAAGGUGGGACGGGAAUGGCUGCAGGGAUGGAAGACGAGGAGGAAGAGGAGGAGGAGGAGGAGAUGCCCAUGGGGACCGCUCAAUCACACCAGGAGACAGAUGACGGGAGUUUGGUGGUGUUGAACGAGGUGGCCGUCCAGUGGUCUAUUGAGAUCAUGACGGAGGAAUCGGGGCCCCGGGAGGGGGAGGAUGAAGAAGAGGAGCAGCUGGAGCAACCUGGUCUGAUGUUGCAGCGAUUUGACGACCGGGCUCAACCUGAUAAUGACAUCAACGAGCCGGAUGAAAAGGAAGACGAGCAAGAGCAAUCAGAAUCGGAAGAAGAACAGCUCGAACCCUGCUUGGAGGAGGGAUGGUCUCAGCUAGAGCGAUCACAGGCGGCAGAAAAGAAGCUCUCAGAGGAGAAGGCGCAGUUACAACAGGAAAAACAGCGCCUUGCAGAUCAGUUUGCCAGCAACAAGACCCGUUUGGAGAACACGCUCGAAUUGGAAAAGGCAGACAAGACGAAUAUCAAGACCCAGCUGAAGGACUCGCUUAUAAAGUUCGAAUUUUCGCUAGAAAUGGCAGAACAAUUGCAUCAGCAGAAUAUGCGGCUGGAUAGAGAGGCGGUACAGCAGGCAGAACAUUUGAACCGGGUGUGA
Messenger RNA from Filobasidium floriforme, 678 nucleotides. RefSeq lists its product as uncharacterized. The record is from RefSeq and is a predicted model, not a curated record. The coding region runs from base 1 to 678 and encodes 225 amino acids. The transcript has 2 exons. NCBI's taxonomy places the organism in Eukaryota, Fungi, Basidiomycota, Tremellomycetes, Filobasidiales, Filobasidiaceae.